Trichoderma virens Gv29-8 is the source of this 855-nucleotide messenger RNA. RefSeq lists its product as uncharacterized. Bases 1 to 855 code for a protein of 284 amino acids. The transcript has a single exon. NCBI's taxonomy places the organism in Eukaryota, Fungi, Ascomycota, Sordariomycetes, Hypocreales, Hypocreaceae. Gene Ontology annotation, cellular component: precatalytic spliceosome. Gene Ontology annotation, biological process: mRNA splicing, via spliceosome. The record is from RefSeq and is a predicted model, not a curated record. Gene Ontology annotation, molecular function: RNA binding; zinc ion binding.
AUGUCGGAAUACUGGAAAUCUACGCCUAAAUACUGGUGCAAGCACUGUUCGUGCUACGUGCGCGACACCAAAAUCGAGAAGGCCAACCACGAGGCCACUGCAAAGCAUCAGGGCGCUUUGAAACGCUCGCUACGAGAUCUACACCGCAACCACGAAAGAGAAGAGCGCGAGAAGGAAAGGGCAAGACAGGAGAUUGCCAGACUCAAUGGCGUUGUCGGCGGGUCGUCCUCAGCUGGUCCUUCGGGAGCUUCAACGAAGCCUUCAGGACCGUCAGAGUCGCAGUUGAAGACCCAACGGGAGCAGCUCGCAGCCAUGGGAGUGGCAAUGCCAACCGAUUUCCGACCUGAAAUGGCUCUUCCUGGAGAAUGGACAGUGACCAAAACGACCGUUAUUGAAGAAACGAACGAGGCGGACGGCGAGACAAAGAUUGAGGCCAAGGCAACUGGUAUUAGAAAACGCGAAGAGACGGAAGAGCAGAAGGAAGAAGAGGAAGCUAUGCGAGGACUUUUCAAGAAGCCGAGAAGAUGGGGCCGCGACUCCAAGACCAUGCCGGACGACGAAGACGAAGAUUUGGAUGCGCUGCUGAGUUCAGCAGUGCCGUUAAAGGCAGAAGCAGCCGAGGAGAGGGGCGCAGUGAAGAAGGAAGAAGAUGUUGAAGAUGACGAUUCUUCCGAGGCAAGAAAACCCAAAACGGAAGAUGUCUCUAUCAAAGCAGAGCCCGACACCGGAGCGCAGGAUCAGCAGCCAUCCAUCAAACGGGAAGCAGUUGUCAAGGCCGAGGAGGCAGAGGAGUCGAGCGGCAUCACGCCGGUGGUCUUCAAGAAGCGCAAACCAAAGGGGAUCCGAAGCAAAUGA